GUGACCAAACCCUUUAUUGCGUAACCCGUUCACGAUGGUGGCAACCAGGCUCUACAGGGCGCUGGCCGGGCUUCCUCUCACCGAGCAGCAAAAGGUGUUCGUGGGCGUCACAACGAUCUGCGCCAUCUGCGCGAUCCCCGUUCUCCGGCCGAAUCGGCCUAAGCCGGGACACGGGCUCUUCGACAGCGAGAAACCCCAAGCGGUAGAGCUGGCACAGGAGGAAGCGCGACGGAAAAAGCUUAACGUCGGCGAUCGGACGUAGACUGUGUGUGUGUGCGGUGUGCGGCACGUGGUACACAAAAGGCAAAGGGUGCGACGUUUUUUUGGUCGGGCGUUCCGCUGGCGCAAGCGUAGAAUUUCGGCAGCCGGCACGGCCAUCGUUUCUCCGUCUUUACCCACGUGGUAAACAGGCGCUAAAAUUUUAGCGCCCGUAGAAGCGCGUAGUUAUAGGAGUGGGUUGCUAAUGCUUUGUGCGCCCCCGUUUCGGCCCCCCUCAAUGACCCGUGUGUUUCAGGAAAGUUCUGCUGAAGAUAGAGUCGCGUGGGGUAUAGAAGCCACUGCUGCCUCCACCAGCUUAAUCGACCGUUUGUUGUUUUGUCAAGGUGCGCGAGCACAGCCCUCCAACCCGACGGGAAGCCAGCCAGCCGUAGGGAUAAAAGACUGCUCUGCAUACGCGUACGCGUUUCGCGUGUCUAUGUUGGGACAUUCGUGGGCAUCUUGUGCUUGCAUGGGUUGCGUGCCAAUAUGUAGAAAGGAAUCGUUGCCGUAGUCAUGUGGACUGCCGCGUUCUUUGCGGUUGGUCUGGCGAUGAUGAAUGCCAAGUUGUACCGCAGCACACCCCAUGAUAACGUUGCCGGAAGCUGACUCGGGUACAUGCUUUAGAAAGCACACCACACCGAGGCUCAUUUUGUGCCGAAUGCGUGAUGUCGCCCUAUAAUCUCUCUCAUGAAUCACCCGUUGACAGAAAACAAACGCGAAGCAGUCGGUCGCUGGUGGCGUUGUCGACACUCUCUAGGCCUCCUAGCGGCCACAGGUCGAAGCCCGUACAGUGAAUUUCCACUCCAGGGGUUGUCAAUCCCUCCCCUGCAGCUGCUGCAGCUGCUGUGCUCUGUGCUGCUGUGCUGUACCAGUAGAACAGUGUUCGUUCCAUCAUGACUUUGAGAAGGAAUCGUUGAAUGAUAUGCAUAUGCAUACGUCUUCUCGCGAAAUCAAACGAAGGCAGGCAGGUGUGGUGCGCCGUUGGGGAGGUAGGUUUGUGUGCGACUUGUGCUCGAC
Molecule: messenger RNA, 1275 nt
Organism: Ectocarpus siliculosus
Lineage: Eukaryota; Phaeophyceae; Ectocarpales; Ectocarpaceae
Source: the annotation of a GenBank genome assembly